AUGGAGGGCUGGUUGAAGCCCGCUUUAGACGAGCUGACUCGGCAACAUCUGCGCUCACUGAAAGGGAUGGAGGCACUGAAAGAGGAGCAUCAGCUGUGGAGAGACGACGUGGCAUCAUUCUUGAUGCGACUGGACUCUUUGGACACUUUCAGUGCUUGCCGCGCGGAGGCGAGGUUGCUGCCAAAGUUGCCGCCCCAGCCGCCUGGGCAGCCGAGACCAACGAAGCCAAUACCUGCUGAUGGAGAUCUGUGUGACAUCUUCCUGGAAGACGUGGACACAGAAGACAGUCCUUCGAGCGCGUCGCAGGACUUCUCCAACAUCGCCCCGAGCCCUCGAAGCAAAUCUCAGAUCUCUAUUCGGAAGCUCCGGCUGUCAACGAUGCAGAACUUCAAAACCGCCCCCGGGCCGUUGCGAAAGGUGAUCAAUGAAAUCCUUGAGGAUAUCUUGAAGGAGGCAAGUGAAGAUGCCCGGCCUCCACCCUCGAAGUCGCGCUGGCCAUGCGGCAGCGCGGAAGAGAUCGUCAGCUCCCGAUGGUUCGAGGUGGUCACAGGUCUGGUAAUCUUCACCAACAUGCUCACAAUCGGCAUUGAGGCGCAGUUGUCGCUGACAGCAAGUGUGCCAGACUGGGUUGGAACUUUGGAGAUUACUUUCCUUGUCAUCUACGCGAUGGAGCUUCUACUCCGACUCCUGGCAGGAGGUUGCAGCGCCUUUUGCAAUGCCUGGUUUCUUCUGGACUUUUUUCUGGUCACGGUCGGGAUGCUUGCAAUGGUGCUGAAAUGGCUGGGCCCGAACUCGCCUUUGAGUGUGGAUGGCUUCGAGAAGAUUCUGGUCGUGCGCGGCUUGCGCCUUCUGCGGCUGGUUCGCGCCCUGCGCAUGUUUGAGCACUUCAAAGUGGUUUGGCAUCUUGUCUAUGCCUUGUUAUCGGCCGGGCGAACAGUGCUGUCUGCGACAGCGUUGAUAACCUUCACGCUCUACAUCUUCGCCUGUGUUGCAGUGGAGAUCAUCACCAAGGAUGAUGUCAUCCUCGGAGAUCCGGAGACGUACGAGAUUGUUUCAACGUACUUCAACAGCCUGCCAAGAGCGAGCUUGACGCUGUUGCAGUUCGUGACCCUGGACUCUGUUGCAGCAGUGUAUUCACCACUGAUUAUGGCACGGCCGUACCUCGGAUUCUAUUUUGCAUCCAUCUUGAUCUUCGUGUCCAUCGGGCUCAUGAAUCUCAUAACUGCGGUGAUCAUCGAAGGGGCCAUGGAGUCAUCAGCAGAGAAGCGCGAAGAGGAAAGAAUGGAGAUGAAGGAGAAGAUCCGGCAAUCCUUGCCGGGACUAUUGGACACUUUCUUCACGUUGGACACAGAACGAAACGGCCGGAUCAGCAGAGAGCAGCUGCAACACAACGCUUUGGACCUACUGCCGCAAGCUUUGCUCGACAACUUGCCCAUCGAUGAUGUUGUCGACCUCUUCGACAUCUUGGAUGUGGACGAGAACAACUACAUCACUCAAGCUGAGUUUGUGGAGGGCUUGCUGAACAUCGCACUGCUUGACACACCUCUCUGGAACAUCCAAGCCUUGAAGUUACUCCGAAGAGUCGCCCAUCUCACAUCGCAGAUCCAUGCGCUCAGCUAUAGGUUGAGCACGGCACCGGAAGAUGACUGUGCCGAGCGCAAGACUUCUACAAGCCUCUGA
Molecule: messenger RNA, 1680 nt
Organism: Symbiodinium natans
Lineage: Eukaryota; Dinophyceae; Suessiales; Symbiodiniaceae
Source: the annotation of a GenBank genome assembly